AUGGGAGAGAGAACACCCAGUUCCUUAACAGGAAAUCAUACUUUUGAUAUACUCGUUUCAACUGCACUGGCUCUAAGAAUAACCAUUAGUAUGGCGAUAGCCACAAUGUGUUCUGCACAGGCUAUAUUCGAGAUACGCUAUCAACGUCAAAACCUAACGAAUCUACUUAAUCCUAGAUUUAUGACAUUACAGGGUUUAAUUUUUUUUAACCUGUUCAGAUUAUUAUAUGCAGUAUUUCAAUUUAAAACAAAUUCAGAUGCUACCGGUUCAAUUUGUGAUUAUUUGGGUAUGACUGCACUCUUUUUUGAAAUGUGUGCAUGGGGAAUGAUUGGUAGUUAUUGUAAGUAA
Heterostelium album PN500 is the source of this 348-nucleotide messenger RNA. RefSeq lists its product as uncharacterized. Bases 1 to 348 code for a protein of 115 amino acids. The record is from RefSeq and is a predicted model, not a curated record. NCBI's taxonomy places the organism in Eukaryota, Evosea, Eumycetozoa, Acytosteliales, Acytosteliaceae. The transcript has 2 exons.